GAACAAGAUUCUAAAGCAAUUGGAAAAAGCUAUAGUUGUAAAUAUUGCAGCCGUUCAUUUGCUCGUCGAUACGAUGUCACCCGACAUAGCCGAAUUCAUACAGGUGCAAAACCUUACAUUUGCCCUUGCUGCUCUAAAGGUUUUGCUCGUUCGGAUGCCCGUAUUCGCCAUUUCCGUACUGAACCCAAGUGUCAAAAUGGUGCAGACAGAAUA
Messenger RNA from Gilbertella persicaria, 213 nucleotides. RefSeq lists its product as uncharacterized. Gene Ontology annotation, molecular function: DNA-binding transcription factor activity, RNA polymerase II-specific; RNA polymerase II cis-regulatory region sequence-specific DNA binding. The record is from RefSeq and is a predicted model, not a curated record. Gene Ontology annotation, biological process: regulation of transcription by RNA polymerase II. Gene Ontology annotation, cellular component: nucleus. The transcript has a single exon. The annotation marks the transcript as partial. NCBI's taxonomy places the organism in Eukaryota, Fungi, Mucoromycota, Mucoromycetes, Mucorales, Choanephoraceae.